GGAGCCACUGGUUUUAUUGGCCGAUAUGUUGUGAACAGGCUAGGAAAAAUUGGCACACAGGUAAUUGUGAAUAAUAGUUAAGUUGUCUCAUUUUGUCGACUAUUUAUAAUUGGUCCAAAAUUAUAAAGUUGUGGAUAUAUAAAAUGGUGAGGACUGCAAAAGGAUUUUUGUCACUGUUAUAGGGACAUCACUCUUAAGGCACCAUCCCCUGUUUUAUUUUGGUCUCCUAGUAAUAAAUGAUGCCUACCAUUAGGGAUGUGACUUUGAGUAAAAAAAAAUGAUCAAAGAAAAUGAAUUUUUCUUUUUCAAUAUUAAUAGGUUUUUCAAAAAUCGAUCUUAGAAGAAAAAUCAAUAUUCUGGAAAAAAAAUCAUAUUUUUACUAUGAACCAAGAACUACUGUUUAGACUCAUUAAAGAAAAAAAACUGUUUGAACGGAUAAUCAUCCCAUAUAGGGGUGACAACUAUGAUCCAUUCAGACUGAAAGUGAUGGGAGAUUUAGGUCAAAUCUACUUCCAUCCGUAUCAUCUCAGAGAUGAAGAAUCUAUACUGAAAUGCAUGAAAUAUUCAAAUGUUGUGAUCAAUCUUGUUGGCAGAGAUUGGGAGACAAAAAAUUUCAAAUUCGAUGAUGUACACGCGGAAGGUGCAAGAAUGCUAGCAAGAUGUGCAAAAAAAUCAGGCGUGGAAAGGUUCAUCCACCUAUCAGCCCUGAAUGCUUCUAUUAUACCACCUUCAGCAGGCAUAAUAAAAGGAGGUUCCAAGUUUUUCUCCAGCAAAGCAAAAGGAGAAGAAGCUGUGCUGGAAGAAUUUCCCGAAGCGACCAUCAUCCGGCCUGCAGAUGUUUAUGGGCAAGAAGACAGAUUUCUUAGGUAUUAUGCUCAUGCGUGGAGGAGGCAGGUAAACUAUUUUCCAUUGUGGAAAAAAGGAGAGCACACCGAAAAGCAACCGGUUUAUGUUGGUGACGUAGCAGCCGGGAUUGUAAACGCUGUAAAAGAUGGCGACACCGCUGGGAAAGUAUAUCAAGCUGUUGGUGCGAAAAGAUACCAGUUGUCCGAGUUGGUGGAUUAUUUUUAUCGCGUGAUGCGAAAAGACGACGAAUGGGGAUAUGUGCGUUACGACAUGCGUUGGGACCCGCUGUUUCAGUUGAAGGUCACCCUGACGGAAAAAAUUUCACUCAGUUAUCCUCUGGCCAAUUUGCAUUGGGAGAGAAUCGAAAGGGAACAUGUUUCAGACGAUGUAAAGUACAAUAUUCCCACCUUAGAAGACCUUGGGGUCACCUUAACUCCCAUGGAACAGCAAGUACCAUGGGAACUGAAACCCUGGACGUACGCCAUAUACAGAGGACAAGAUCCUGAUGAACCAUUCACACCUGCAGCUCCACCAAAACCUGUCGCAGUUUAAGUGUGAAGUUGGAUGUAUUGUCGCAUAUUGUAUCGAUCAGUUAAUAUAAUCUGUUAUCUCUUUUUAUAGUAAGAUUCACGUUACAAGUUAAAUCAACAUUUUGACUGGAGGACAAGCAUAAACUUGCUCGCAUGAUUGCGUUUACCUUGUUUCAGCUGACAGCCUGUUAUUAAAGAGGCAUGAAUAAGGCAAAAUAAUGGAAGGUGCUUUGGAUAUUUUCUAGGUCAAAACUUUAUUUCCAACUUGCCUCAAAAUUAAACAUUAGCAUAUUCACUGAUCAAGCCACAAAGAGAAAAUGGGUUGAAGAUAUGUAAAAUGCAAUACUGAGAUAUGUCAUUUAUUGUAUACAUUUAUGACCAUCAAUAAAACAAUUAUUAAAAUCUACAAAUCACAUGGAAAAUGCUUAAUAUAAUACACCAUAGAAGUGGGAUAGUUAUUACAGUCUUUUAUAAGUAUGAAACUUGUAUAAACAUGUUUAUGAUAGAGAGGUAAGUUAUGGUCUAAAAGGGUC
Messenger RNA from Acanthoscelides obtectus, 1909 nucleotides. The record is from the annotation of a GenBank genome assembly. Lineage: Eukaryota; Metazoa; Arthropoda; Insecta; Coleoptera; Chrysomelidae.